CAUUGCAUUUUUCCGUUUCAAUUAGUGCCCAUUUUUAAUUAAUAAUUUUGCUUUUUUGAACUUUUUUCUUUGAACCCAAAAACAAAUCACCUCUCUCUCACUUGCUUCCUUCCUAAAAGUAGGCUUUGAAAUUGUAUUUUGUAUUUGCACUUCAACUCUUCUGUGUGCUCUUCAAGUUAUACUGUUCCUCUGGCACCAUUAUUAGUACCACCUUCACCUCCUCUCUUGCCUCUCAUUCUUCUCUUUGCUUUAAUGGCCUCCUCUUUCCCUUCAUUUCCAUCUCUCUUUACACCUUUUCUUCUUAUUUUUUUUCUUCUUCUCCUUCUUCUUCUUCCCCCACUUCCAUUCUUAAUCCCUACCACCUCUCACGCUUCGGUUCUUUGAUUUUCAUCUUCGUUUUCAGAAUACCCUUUUGCCCAUUUCUUCUCGUAUUCCGUUUUGCUUGACUUUUCUGAGGUGGAUUUUUCAUCUGUUUUUGGCGGUUGGAUGUGGUUAUUUAAAACUGGCCCUUGAGGUGUUUGUGUUCUUUGCUUGACUAAAAAGUGAUUUGGGAUCUUUGUGGUAGAGUUUGUUUCUUUGGUCUUUAUGUAAGUUCUCUUUGAUUAUUUAGCAUUUGGGAGUUAUUUUUCUUUUUGAGGUGGAAUGUUUCGAAUUAGAAACUGAUGAAUUGAUUGAAUAUUUGUAAUGGAAACAUGUUCUGUUUCUUGUCUUAAGGGCAUAUGUUUGUAUUUAUUGAUUUUGUAUUGCAGUGUUGAUCAAUGCAUAAGGAUAAAGGUUUAAAAGCUAAAGAAGAAGGAAAAGGAAAGUUGUGUAGGUGUAAUGGUUUAAGGAAGAAUAAAGAUAUGAUGUUUGGGGAUUUAGUUCCCCGUAGUUCCGCACCACGAUUCAUCAGGGACUGUGGUGUUGGUGAAUCCUCGUGUUUGAAACCUCAGGAUGCAGAUUAUUCCAUUCCUUUAUUUGCUGAUGAGUUGGAGCUUUCAAUCUUGGCUAGGUUUCCUCAAUCCGAGCAAUGGAAGUUGUCUUGUGUGAGCAAGAGAUAUUUAACUCUUGUAAAGAGUGGUGAACUAUAUAGGAUUAGGAAAGAAAUCGGAUACCAAGAGUCAUCUGUUUUCAUGUUAGCAAGUGGGGAGAGCAGCUGGAUGAUGUUUGAUCGGACUUUUCAGUCGUGUCGUAGGCUUCCUGUCCUACCAUCGGAUACUUGCUUUUUGGAUGCAGAUAAGGAAUCACUUUGUGCAGGCACAGAUCUUAUUGUUACUGGUCGAGAACUUACAGGAGGUGCCAUUUGGAGGUAUCAGCUGGUUGAGAACAAAUGGACCAAAGGCCCUUCUAUGAUCAGUCCAAGGUGUUUAUUUGCAUCUGCCUCUUGUGGUUCUGAUGCAUUUGUUGCAGGAGGGAUUGCUCUAGAGUUCAGCACGGAAGGUGCUUUUGGUAUGGGGAUGGAAUAUGGACAAACUGUCUUGAACACUGUAGAGAAGUAUAGUCCUGAAAGUUCAUCAUGGGAGCCUCUCCCGAAUAUGCACCGGUCGAGGAAAAAGUGCUCGGGCUGCUUCAUGGAUAAUAAGUUCUAUGUCAUUGGAGGAAGAGACAAAGAUGGAAACCAUCUCACUUGUGGCGAAGUCUUUGACAAGGAGAAAAACUUGUGGGAUUUGAUUGAAAAUAUGCUAGAAGACACCCCAAUUUCAACUUCUCAAUCGCCUCCUCUUGUUGCAGUUGUGAACAACGAGCUCUACUCACUCGAACCGGCUUCAAAUGAGUUGAAAGUGUAUUUGAAAGAGAGAAAUGAGUGGAAGAACUUGGGUCCAGUUCCAGUUCAUGCUGUUGUAAACAAAGGUUGGGGAGUUGCAUUCAAGUCACUGGGGAGUGAACUUCUGGUGAUUGGUGCAUCCGUAGAAUCAUCUACAAACAAUUCCAUGAGCAUAUACACUUGCACCCCAGAUCCAAGGGCUGACCGAUUGCAGUGGAAGCGUCUUGAUGGCGGCACAAACCAUCUAAGUCCAUUCAUUCUCAAUUGUUGUGUCAUGGUUGCUUGAGUAAGCCUUUAUCAAAUCAUGCUGGUUGUCUAUGGUGUUCAAAUAAAUAAAACGAAUACCUUAUUUGGUACUCGCACUUGUCAUUGUCUUCGAGUUAAGUGGCUUUUCUAGAUUUAUGUCUUCGUAAUCUACAAGAUAAGCUUGUUGAAUUUAUCUUUUA
Molecule: messenger RNA, 2190 nt
Organism: Cucumis melo (muskmelon)
Lineage: Eukaryota; Viridiplantae; Streptophyta; Magnoliopsida; Cucurbitales; Cucurbitaceae
Product: F-box/kelch-repeat protein At3g27150
Exons: 2
Coding region: 759-2030 (423 amino acids)
Cellular component (GO): cytosol
Molecular function (GO): protein binding
Source: RefSeq, a predicted model, not a curated record